Haliotis rubra (blacklip abalone) is the source of this 2872-nucleotide messenger RNA. RefSeq lists its product as uncharacterized. The record is from RefSeq and is a predicted model, not a curated record. The coding region runs from base 388 to 1623 and encodes 411 amino acids. Gene Ontology annotation, biological process: protein deubiquitination. The transcript has a single exon. Gene Ontology annotation, molecular function: cysteine-type deubiquitinase activity. NCBI's taxonomy places the organism in Eukaryota, Metazoa, Mollusca, Gastropoda, Lepetellida, Haliotidae.
GUCAUACGAGAAACAACGAGAAGAUUCACGUUUCGUGAUAGCGUUUACCUUAUAAAUACAACCACUUGUGUGAAUUACUCAUGCUGUGUUUUUACUAAUGACUAAGAUGUUCCAAAGUUAAAUAUUUCAAAAGUUAGAAGAGGGACAUAGUUUGUAGGGAAAUCUCGAUGUGGAUAGACCUACCUUCAGAGGGAGAAGCUCUGUGUUUUCUACCGGAUUCGAUCGAUUGAUCUACCGACGGAAACAAUAAUAUUUAUUCACAGUGUCUGCAAAGUCCACUUGUCGCCAUUUUGACACUGACAGUGUGUUUUCGUGUGAGUGUUUAUACUACAUACUAGUAAGCUGAUUGUGUAAACUAAAGGUAACUAUUGGGACUGGUUCAGAGAAAUGAAGAUUCACGACUGUUCUGUUUUAACGGAUAUUCCGUUCAGUGACAUAUUUCGUGUGGAGACUCCUCAAUACCACGUUCUGAGUGAACGCGGAAGUGGAUAUUUCUCUGAACGGGUCCCUGCCACUGGGUCUCCAGACGUCAACAGAAGGCGUGGCAGGUCCCGAGAGUUUGUUAUUCCCAUACAGAUUGAGGGGAGGGACGCGCCACAAAACCAACAACCACUGAUAGAUCUGACGGAGGAUUAUAACUACAUUCCUAGUCCAAACAGAAAUAAUAAUGGAGUAAAUAAUCGUUCAAGGAACCGGAGAAGAGCUCAGACAAGUUCUCCAAGCCAAAGAAGCACCAGCCAUGUAGGCGCCAAAUCUAGUGAAGACAAUUUUGCAGCAAGUUUUCCAGUUUCACAAGGAGCUCAAUCAUCAGCGAGAGAUCGAUUUUCAGAUGCCAUGCAAGGUUCAUCCCAGCAGCCUCACCCAUCAGAUUCACAUUUGUCAGAUGAAUUAAUUGAUUUGUGCAUGUAUGAUGACUUAGCAUGCGAUUCUGCAUCAGAUGUGUAUAUCACUGAGAGCUAUAAUAGAACCUUCUUUGCUGAGUCGAGGCCAACUGCCUCCCACAGUGACAGAGUUCUGGCAAACCAAGUAGAAACCCCUUCAAGAGGGAAACAAGAUUCAGUUAAAAGCGUAACUCCAACACCAAGCUACCCGGUGUAUCGAUACCUCAAAUCCAAACUUGCAUCAGACGGACGCCAGAUUGAUUACAUUCGUGGGGAUGGCAACUGUUUUUUCAGAGCUCUCAGUAAAGAAAUUUAUGAUUCAGAAGAAUUCCAUGAAGAUGUGCGUCAAGCAGUAGUAGACUUGGUGGAAAAGUUCCCUCGAGAAUUCGAACAAUUUCUGGAUACAGGCACACAGAUGCCUGAUCAUAUCAAAGAAAUGAGAAAGACAUCAACUUGGGCCUCAUCAGCUGAAAUAUAUGCUGCAGCUACACUCCUUCAGCGAGAUAUUUACGUCUUGUCUCCAGAUCAUUCUGGUGAUGCUUACAACUGGAUGCUGUUCAAGCCCCGAUUCACCUACACCAGGGACACAUCCUACCAUCCAUGUUUCAUCACCCUGUGUCACACCCACGGCAAUCAUUACGACAGGAUCACACCUAACCAUGGAAAGUGUAACUGUGAUUAUGAACCCCCAGCUCUGUCAGGAGUUAGUGCCUAUGUGGAUUUAACUGGAAAGGACUGCUAAGGUAUCCAGUCACCAUGCACAGUUUGUUUUGUUCAUUGUGUAUAACAUUUUGAAAAGAUUUAGUUUGUGGAUUUUCUAAAACAUAAUAUAUUUCAUGCUGUCAGUAAUUAUAAUUUGUCAGAUAUUUCCUGCCACACUUUACCAUGUUUACUUUUUGUCAAAAGUUUCCUAUUUUAGUGUUAAAUAUGAUUUCAUUACAAGUGCUUUUCUUGAUUUAUACAUCAGUUUUGUAUUGUAUAAUGCCCGUACAAUGAACUUAUCAUUGUAUUACCAAUGUUGAUUACAUGUCAGUUGUAAAUAAUCUUUAAGUAUAUCAGUAUUACCAUGUGUCUUUCACUGAAUAAUUGUCAUGUGAGAUGUUAGUAUCAUGACACAAUUCAUAUGAAGAGUGCCUAUUGUUGAGAUUGAGAAAUCCACACACAUUUUAUACAACCAUGAUGUAUCCCGACACAGCCAUGGAUAAAUGAACAUAUCUGGUCAACACUGGUUUUCUGCAGCCCAACAUAAAUAGCAGUGUUUGAAUCUAACAUGUAGUCUCUGAAAAUAUAUGACUUUGAUCAUAUGGUGGAAACAAUUUUAUUUCCUUUGGUAGAUAAAGAACAUAUGAAAUAUUGUUUUGUUUUUAGUUAGAUCAUUGCACUUCUGUAUAGGGUAGAUGGAAGGGAAGAUGAUACUGAUAAGGGAUACAGACUAGAAACCACCCAAAUGUUCUUAAGUAUGAAAAGUAGGAUGUUAAUACCAGUAAUAUCAGUUAAUCUUUUACCAUGUUUGGAUGACCCGUGAAGAUCCAGGGUUAGAAUUGAUCUUCAGUAACCCGUGCUUGUCGUAAGAGGCGUUCGGGUGGUCAGACUGGCUGACUUGGUUGACACAUGUCAAUGUCGAAUCUCAAUUGCGUAGAUUGCUGUUGAUCACUGGAUUGUCUGGUCUAGACUUAAUGUUUUACAGACCACCGCCAUAUAGAUGUAAUAUUGCUGAGUGUGGCGUAAAACUAAACUCAUACCAUCCCAUACAAACAGAAGUCAUGUGUCAGUUGGAGGUAUUUACUACAAGCUUUUUAGAUUUCAAGGUGACAUUAUUUGCUGUAAUCCACCACCAUGUUCAAAGCGUGAGGUAGAUACAAACCUUCUACAUGAUGAUCUGUGAUACUAUUCCACAGCUAUGCUGAUACCUGGCUUCACUUUAUCAAGGUCAAAUCAAAAGUGCCAAAUUUCUAUUGACAUGUUCAAGUAAAUAAAUGUGUUAUUGUUUA